Messenger RNA from Phymastichus coffea, 3478 nucleotides. It is a transcript of the gene Atf6, whose product is annotated as cyclic AMP-dependent transcription factor ATF-6 alpha. NCBI's taxonomy places the organism in Eukaryota, Metazoa, Arthropoda, Insecta, Hymenoptera, Eulophidae. The transcript has 7 exons. Gene Ontology annotation, cellular component: nucleus. The record is from RefSeq and is a predicted model, not a curated record. Gene Ontology annotation, molecular function: RNA polymerase II cis-regulatory region sequence-specific DNA binding; DNA-binding transcription factor activity, RNA polymerase II-specific. The coding region runs from base 270 to 2729 and encodes 819 amino acids. Gene Ontology annotation, biological process: endoplasmic reticulum unfolded protein response; regulation of transcription by RNA polymerase II.
CGGCCACUACCGCCGCCGCCGCCGUCACCUCCAUCGCCAGUGUACGUCGAGUGCGCGGGGAGUGUGCACGCGUCCCUUGCACACUUUGUCGUGCUCUCGAAAAACAAGAUAAACCCCAAAUCGUGAUCGGCUGUGUCGUUAAUAGCGCGUCUUAUCUGCAGUCUCGUGUGAAUAGCGUAACUGUGCUACCUAAAGUGAGAGGAUGUAUUACGUGAAGAGUGGCUGCGUUGAGUUGUAAGAAUACGUGGAAUAGAUACGGAAAAUUUUACAUGCUCGCGUACGCGCAGCAUCUGAAGAGUACAAUGCUGAUAGACGAGGAACCACAGUGGACGAGGAUGUCCGAUAGCGACGAGCUCUUCCCAGAACUCGCGGUGCUCGAGGACGAAUCCGCCCUACCGGCCGACGACUUCCUCGAGGCACUCAGCUCGGAUCUGGAAAUCCCGUUGCUUCUCAACGGCGAAGGCUCGCCAAGUUGCGACGAGAGUCCCGACGAGAUCAUGAGGACUGCCUUGGAGUCGCAACUCCUCGAGGACAUCAAUUUUGGCUUCAUGGAUACUGAUGACCCGAGAAUGGACUUUACGGAUUUUUUCACGAUUGAUGAGAGAAGUAGCACGAUAAAACUAGAACCCAAGAGUCCCUUCGUGCAGCUACCACUUUCACCUAGUCCUAGUCAGUCUGACUCAUCUAGUGGAUCUGAAUGGCCAAGCGAGACCUCUAGUAUUACUAACAGUGAGAAUAAGUUUACAUUAGAGACACCACCUAUAUCUCCACCCAGAAAUGAUUCUCCUCCGACAUCACCCCAACCAGCUCAAAAAGUUCCGUCCAUAAUACCAAAAGUUAAGUUGCUGCCUCUUGGUCAGCUUAAUAUAAAGGACAGUACAAUGCAAAAGUUUCUUUUGUCAGAUAAUCCUGCAAAGCGUAUUUGCAUUCAACCAAAGCUAGACAAUUCAAAUUCAAAAGAAACACCCAGGAAAACAAUUGUGCUGAGUCCUCAAGAUUUUGCUGCACUCACUCAAAGGGUUAAACAAAGCACGACUCAGCCAUUGAAGGUUCAAACACUGCCGAUGAGUAAGCAUGUAAAAAUUCAAAAUCAAUUGAAUUUAUUGCCUGUCAAGCAAACACAAACUGGUACAAAUACAUCAAUUAUACAAAACAGUCAAGUGAAGAUCAUCAAUGCGAUACCUAAAGUCCAGGCACAGAUACCAAAAGCUUCAGUAAUCACUGUACCUGCUGUAAAUGAGUCACCAACAGUUGUACCCUCUGUAGUUAUACAGAAAAAUAACCAAUCUGGUACACCGGUAGUUAUAAAGAACAGAGUGCCCGUAGGUCCUUCUAUUGUAAUUCAAAAGGACAAUCCCGAUUGUACUCCUAUUAUUGUAAAGAACGAGUUUCCCGAGUUGAUUAAUAUACCUAAUAGACAGGAAAGUGAAUUAAAAGCACUUAAAAGGCAGCAGAGAAUGAUUAAAAAUCGUGAGUCCGCUUGUCUUUCUCGAAAAAAGAAGAAGGAAUACGUUACUUCACUGGAGAUACAAAUUGCUGAUCUACAAAAGGAAAAUAAAAAAUUGCAGGCAGAAAAUUCUGAACUCAAAAAAAGACUUUCGACAAUUGAAGAAACAGGUGGAAAGAAAUUGUCAGGCCAACAUUUUGGCGUUAAUAAGAAGAAUACUGCAAUAUUAUUAGCUAUGGUAUUUAUGGUAUCCCUUAACGUCGGUAGUUUAGGAUUUAAUCAAAGCCGAGAACCCCUAGGCGAUCUACAACCCAAUGUACCUUCUCUGACUCUACCAAACGUAAGGCAUGGAAGAACGUUACUUUGGUCAACCUCUGAUGAAUCUCAAGAAGAUACAGACAGGUUCAAUGAUACGUUGCCGCAAUAUCACCCGAUGUGUCCAAUGCACAUUAACAGAACUGAAUCGAUUAGAUUGGAUUACGAGCUGAGACGCUGGAUCGGUGGUGACCCGAAUCGCGAAAACUGGACGAAAGCUUCGAAGACCAAUCUCAAAAUGAAAUCGCUCAAUGAGCUACUGCAUCUAAAGGAAGAAUCAAAAGAAAAUCUAAGAUCAGCGUCUAGGCGAACGUAUAAACGAGUUCCCAUUAAGAGCAAUCAGAUCAAGGACAUGCCAUCAAAUAUCAACGCAGUGCAAGUUUUCUCACCGUUACUCAAGGAACACGCCAAGUUGUUCGAUGCUCUGGGAAGGAAAGAUGAUACCUUUUAUGUGGUUUGGUUCACCGGGGAUCAUUUGUUGUUGCUGGCUUCAAGGAAAAACAGUACUGCUCGACCGAAAAUGUCGCUGGUUUUGCCGGCUGUACCCGUUAACGGAUCAUACUACUCGACACCACCGAACCAUGUAACAAUGAUGCAAAUCGAUUGCGAAGUCACCAACACUCAACUACUUCAUCUUCAAGAAGCAAUUAUACCAAAGCAUCUGCGUAAUAAGGAUAAUUUCGAAGCGAAUGAAGCAGCAAAGAUUGAAGUUUUGCUAAACAGCACCAAGAGCUACAAGCCUUACUUUCUCAAGGAGAACAAUAACCCGAAUUCAUUAGAGAAUAAGAGACCAUACAUGGCUGAAAAUCCAAAUCUCUAUGACUCUAUUAAAUCUCAUUCGUUUUCGGAGAAACAACUUAACAAAAUUAAAGAGUUUGCGAAUGCGACAGAAGAUUUGAAAAAAGCCAAUAAUCUUCACGAGAAGCAACUGUAUCGGCAGAGAUUAAGACGUUCUGCUCACAAUUAGAUUUAAAGUCACGUUUAUGGAAAAAAUAACUAGGGGCUGUGGAAGAAUAUAGUAUAGACGUUCGUUCGAUCACGAAUGAUACAUGAUACGCACGUACUAAAAAAGAACCAGCAUAAUAGUUAUUGUCACUAUAAGGAAACAAAAAGUCUGCAUUUUUGUAAAUUAAUCUUACGUGAAAAUGAGUGAUAUUUGUCGUUUUCACAUUCGCUUGUAUGUCAGGUUUGUAUACAACAAGUUUGAUACAUAAAAGGUACAAUAUACUUCAGAGAAUAUAAGAGAUAAAAAAGUAAGAAGUGUAUAAAGAAAGUAUCUCUUACGAAGGUAGAAUCUUUUGUAUUUACAAUGCGAUAAUACGUUGCAAAAAAUAAAUGUUGUAUUAGUUGCGUUAAAAAAAAUGUAAUAGAACGCGUCGGUUAACUCACGUUAAAAAAAUUGACUGUUCUUUUAUGUGCAAUUCUGAACAGACUUUUUUACAAAUUUAUUAGAUACUUUAUUUUAUCGACAUAAAUGAUAAGUUCCACUUAAUUUUGAAAAUAUAUUUUCAAAACUUGCGUCAAAAUGGUCUCCAAUAAUAUUGUAAAAUAUUGUACAAUGUUGAUUUUAUACACAUAUUAUGAGCAAUUGCAUAAUAGAUUUAUUACUAUUAUUAUUAUUAUUAUUAUUUUGCACAAGUGUGAAAUUGAAUAAAAGAUAUGCAUUUAUCGUACUAUAAUUUACGUUAUGUAAUUUGUAUAUAAUGAAAAAAUGAA